CGCACCUUCACCGCCGCUCAAUCAGGAAUACACACAAACACACAAGAGCCUUCAAUAUGUCUGACCAAGACUCGACCAUGCACUCCUCCCCAGACAUGGCCGCAGACGACGAUGAGAUGUUCCCUGACGAGGGACUUCCCUCUACGCCGCGCAACGCAGCUUCACACGCCCUGAACGCGGGCUCUGAGCUCUCACCACCCAACUCGCAAGGCCCCGUCAACCUACCCCGCGGCGACAGCUUCACAGCAACAAUCGCCUCCAACGUGAACGAGAACGGCAAGCGGCCUCUGUCGUUGAACCCAGCUUCUACCCCGAACGAUACAGGGGUGACACACACAGAUCCUGAGACUGGAUAUCAGUGGUCGAAGGCGGAGGAUCAGCCAGGGUUUGAGUGGAAGAACCAGAGGGCGAGGGAAGACGAGAUGAGGGCGCUGGAUCAGAUCAUUGACAAGGGGUCGCAGAUCAGGGCUCGCUACGGCGACCCUCUGGACGAGAGCGUGCCAGCCAAGUUCAAGCGCUGAAGGAUGCCACGCCACCAUCUAGAAUAGCCACUGAACGACGAUCGGCGAUACUGCCAGCACAGCCAAAGCAUCCUUACGACAACGUCCGCAACACUACAGGCAGAGUCGCGAUCUAAGGAUGGUUGGGCCUCAUGCGCAAGGAUUUGAAGGAGGGCUCGUGCAACGACCUCGAAGAUACGCUGCAACGAAACGCAGAGGCAUACACGGCUUUAUGAG
Molecule: messenger RNA, 737 nt
Organism: Macroventuria anomochaeta
Lineage: Eukaryota; Fungi; Ascomycota; Dothideomycetes; Pleosporales; Didymellaceae
Exons: 3
Coding region: 57-521 (154 amino acids)
Source: RefSeq, a predicted model, not a curated record